This is a messenger RNA of Neurospora hispaniola, 2682 nucleotides long. Its product is annotated as integral peroxisomal membrane peroxin-domain-containing protein. Gene Ontology annotation, cellular component: peroxisomal membrane. The transcript is spliced from 2 exons. The annotation marks the transcript as partial. Gene Ontology annotation, biological process: peroxisome organization. Lineage: Eukaryota; Fungi; Ascomycota; Sordariomycetes; Sordariales; Sordariaceae. The record is from RefSeq and is a predicted model, not a curated record.
GAUCCUCCCUGGCUUUCGCAUAUGUCCGCUCCUCAGCCUCAGCGCAGCGGCGAUGCGCUGAACUCUCACCCAUCCACCCCUUCGAACCAGCCGAAGGGCAUCAUAUACUCGAAUGAUGGCACCGCAAGCAAUCCGAACCCGACCCAUGCCUCCUUCUCGCCCGCUACCCUAAGCUCGACCGCGCCGAGCGCCACCUCCGCCGCGAAGAGGAGGAGUACCAUCCUCGUCCACCAAAAGUCGCCGCUUCUCCUCGCGACACCACCCCAGAUUACACGCGCUUUGGCUUAUAGCCAUCCGUUCCUCCUACCCUUGAAUACGCUUGCCGGUCUGAUAACAUGGACGACGCGCGAUCCCUGGGAAAGCUUCCUAAUGGUUGCGGUCUUCUGGGCUGCCGUCCUAUAUGGUGACAUCAUUGUCCGGGUCGCCGGCCCCGUCGUGCUUGUCCUACUCUUGAUCGGUGGCAUGUACGGCCGGCGCUACAGCCCGCUGAGCAGCAGUGGUUGGACCGAGCCAGGCGUGGCGGCUGGAGACAUGGCGGCGCUCGCUGGGACAGAUGGAAAAGGGAGUGUUAGGGGCAAGAAGGCUCCCAAGAGCAAGAACCUUUCCGUCGACGGGCUCCCGGACAACAAGAAUGGCAAGGCCAAUGGCGGGCUCGGUGGUGGCGUGGGAGCGGGCGCUGGGGGAGGCGGACAACUGAGGAACCAAGGGUCUGUAUCCGAAGUGACAAACACGCGGCACCAGAAGACGUUGGACGAGAUUGUCGAGACACUUAAGGAGUUCACGGCGCGCUGCAACAUUCUGCUGGAACCUAUGCUGGAACUCACGGAUUUCCUCAGCACUCAGCGAACACCUACAUCGGCCACCACAAAACCCGCGCUGACGACACUUUUCAUCCGGAUCCUUCUCUGUACCCCGUUUUGGUUCGCCCUGACGCUUCCACCUUUCCGUCUGAUUACUACACGCCGGGUUAUCUUGAUCUUUGGUACUCUCAUCCUAACUUGGCAUUCCCGCGUUAUGCGUGUAUCUCGCGCCAUUCUAUGGCGUAGCGCCUCUAUUCGCAGGUUUUUGGAAUUAGUCACUGGCUUGCAGUUCGAAAAGCCCGUCAAGGUUUCUCCUGCUGAGAAGAGUGGUGUUGCAUCAUCAGCCGCAUCCACUGCUAGCGGCAGUUCAGCGAACAAGAAGACAUUUGCCAACAUCAAAAGUACAAAGGCGUAUAACGCGCAGGAGUCUGAGCUUACUAAGGCCCUUCGACGUGCCCGCGGCGGACACGACACAGGCGUGCGCUUUACCUUCAUCAUCUAUGAGAACCAGCGUCGGUGGGUCGGUCUGGGAUGGACUACUAGUCUGUUUGCGUAUGAAAGGCCGGCAUGGACCGACGAGCACAACAACGCGGUCCCGCCGCGAGACCAGUUUGAGCUUCCCGAGGUCGAGGACGGUAGUAACAUGCGCUGGCGCUGGGUCGAAGGAUCGAGAUGGCGAGUCGAUGGAGUUCCUGACGAGGCUGUCAUGCCUGGAGAAGACGCGGAUGGAAAAGAGUGGGAUUAUGACAGCCCUGGGGGGCGUAUGGGCUGGGUUUACUAUGAUAACAAGUGGCAAAAUGGCCGCCGAGGUCAAGACGGCUGGGGACGCUGGACAAGAAGGAGAAAGUGGUAUCGCGAUGCCGAGCUCGUGGAAGCAGACGAUGCCCUGAUCGAAGAGUUGGCAGAGGAUGCGAUAGUUGACCAACAAGGAAACAACUAUACUGUGAACGGAUCCGCCAACGGCAACUCCAGCGCCGAUUCAGUUACACCAACCGCGACACCGGCGCCCGGACCAGGAAUAGGUGCUCGGGCACAACCCCGAUCGCUGCUCUCCGAUCAACUAGCCGCGUCGGGUGAGAUUGCUUCACCCUCUACCGCCGUCCCUAGAAAGACGUCGAUCAAGCUGAAGAAGUCCACACCCGAAAGCGCGGUCGACAGCUUAGCAAGGAUACAAGCGCAAGAUAUGACGAAAAGCAGAAUGGAUAUGAAGGAUAAACUCCGCAAAGAUAAAGACGCAGAAACGGAAGGAGGAGACGAGGCUGCUUCGGUGGUUUCCACGUCCAGUACUAGUAGGUCCCACCGAUUUUCUAGUGCUUUAUUCGGUAAGUCGCCGACCAGCGGUGCUUCCAGCGCUGUCACCAUCCGGGGUGGUCGUGGUUCUUCCACCGGAGGACAACAAAGACGGAAUUUCACCGACACUAGCACUGCCCCCACCACCACCGGCAGCCCAUCAGCAAGUUCCUCCGGUGGUGGUGGCGGCGGCGGCGGCAGUUAUGCAGGUCACGAAGGUCGCGGACAGAGCCCCAGUACCACGCCCUACUUCUCCUCUCACUCUUUAUUUGUUCCAUCAAGUCAGAGUCGCAGUAGCAGCAUCAGUCGAAGAACGAUUUCAAAUAACAGUGGUAAUAACAAUUCUUACGCGAGGAGUAGGAGGUCGAGUCACAGCAACGCCGUAAGCAAUAGCAAUACGGCAACACCAACGACAGCAGCGGCAAGAGGGUCAUCACCAGCGCCGCAAUCCACGCUGAUGGCGGCAAAGACCAACGAGGAGGAUGAAGUGGUGUCGUCGUUUGGGACGCAAACUAGAUUGGCGUUGCAGGAUGCCGGGAAAGAUGCAGGCAGUUGGGGGUUUGGGGAUGAGGUCAGGAUGGGAUUGGAGUGA